AUGUCUGAAGUCACCUUAGGAAGAUAUAUAUUUGAGAGACUUAGACAAUUGCUGGUCCAGACUGUAUUUGGGCUCCCUGGAGACUUCAAUUUGUCACUUUUAGAUAAGAUUUACGAGGUAGAUGGGCUUCGAUGGGCAGGUAAUGCCAACGAAUUGAAUGCAGCAUACGCAGCAGAUGGAUACAGUAGGGUCAAGGGGCUUGCAUGUUUAAUCACCACCUUCGGAGUGGGUGAAUUGAGUGCUCUUAAUGGGAUUGGUGGAGCUUUUGCGGAGCACGUAGGAUUGGUGCAUAUUGUAGGUGUUCCGUCGAUCUCGUCUCAAGCAAAGCAACUCUUAUUACAUCACACUUUGGGAAAUGGAGACUUCACAGUGUUCCAUCGGAUGUCAAAUAAUAUUUCACAAACAACUGCAUUUAUCUCUGAUAUUAAGUCGGCUCCCAAAGAAAUUGAUAGAUGCAUACGAGAAGCUUACAUUUUUCAGAGACCAGUAUACAUUGGAUUACCAGCGAAUUUAGUGGAUAUAAAUGUUCCAGCAAUGUUGUUGAGUACCCCAAUAGAUCUUUCACUACGUGAAAAUGAUCCUGAAGCCCAACAAGAGGUAAUAGACAAUAUCUUGCAAUUGGUAUCCGAAGCCUCCAACCCGAUAAUAUUGGUAGAUGCCUGUACUUCGAGACAUAAUUGUAACAGUGAAGUAGAAGCAUUAGUAAAUAAGACACAGUUUCCGGUAUUAACAACCCCAAUGGGCAAGUCUGGCUUUAACGAAUCGCAUCCCAGAUUCGCCGGGGUAUACGUGGGGACCAUGUCGCAUGUGGAAGUUAAAAACUUAGUGGAUGGUGCCGACUUGAUUUUAGCUGUCGGAGCCUUAUUAUCAGAUUUCAAUACUGGAUCUUUCUCCUAUUCGUACAAGACUAAAAAUGUGGUCGAAUUUCACGCUGAUUGCAUAAAAAUUAAACAAGGAACAUAUCCUGGAGUGCAAAUGAAAGAAGUCCUUAAUGUAUUGCUUGAUAAUGUAGACUCAGCAAUUAAACAUUACAGUCCUGUUACCAUUCCCUCGCCAACCCUUUUGACUAAUUCUGUCACCAAUUCGGAGGUCCUGUCAGCUUUGCUUACACAGGAAUGGUUGUGGAGCAAGGUCAGUUCUUGGUUUAAAGAAGGUGAUAUAAUUAUCACCGAGACUGGUACAUCAGCAUUUGGAAUUGUACAAACAAAAUUUCCGAAUAAUACAAUUGGGAUUUCCCAGGUUCUAUGGGGUUCGGUCGGGUUUACCGUCGGGGCUACAUUAGGAGCAGUAAUGGCUGCAGAAGAAAUCGAUCCCAAUAAGAGGGUCAUUUUAUUUGUAGGGGACGGAUCGCUUCAAUUGACGGUGCAAGAAAUCUCGACCAUGGUUAAAUGGGAAACCAGACCAUAUUUAUUCGUUCUCAAUAACGAUGGUUACACUAUCGACAGAUUAAUACACGGGAUGAGUGCAACAUAUAACGAUAUCCAGCCUUGGAAUAACCUUGCAUUGUUGCCUUUAUUUAAUGCGAAAUACUACGAUGCAAUUCAAGUUUCCACCACCGAUGAACUUGAAAAGUUGUUCAGUGACGAAGAUUUUGCAAUUAAUUCAAAAAUCAGAAUGAUAGAAGUUAUGUUACCAAGAAUGGAUGCGCCAAUAAAUUUAAUAAAACAGAUGGAAUUCAUUUCGAAAAUGAAUACUGAUACUUAG
This is a messenger RNA of Debaryomyces fabryi, 1704 nucleotides long. It is a transcript of the gene PDC11, whose product is annotated as indolepyruvate decarboxylase 1. The record is from RefSeq and is a predicted model, not a curated record. NCBI's taxonomy places the organism in Eukaryota, Fungi, Ascomycota, Pichiomycetes, Serinales, Debaryomycetaceae. Gene Ontology annotation, molecular function: carboxy-lyase activity; magnesium ion binding; thiamine pyrophosphate binding. The transcript has a single exon. The coding region runs from base 1 to 1704 and encodes 567 amino acids.